AUGGGUAGAGAUUUACUUUGCAAACUUAGAGCACAGAUAUUUUUUGAUGAAAAGGGAUCCGUAGGAGUGAAAUAUGGCAAUGUGAAUUUAGAGAUUCCUAAGGAAGAGGCUUGGAGAAUCAUGGUGGUGCAGGAAGUCUCAGGAGACAAAUGGAGGGAGUUCCGGGUUCCUGGGCUGUGGGUGGAAGAUAACCCCCCUGGUUUUGCUGCUCUCCACACCCCUAUCAUUGUUGAGGAACUACCAAUGAGCCUUCCUGUAUGCAUCCGCCAGAGGGGGUACCCAAGAGAGAUUGUGCAGGCUAUUCAGGAAGUCAUACAAAUGUAUCUGACUUAUAAGAUUCUAGUGCCCACUGACUCCCCAUGGAAUUCACCGAUUCUGCCUAUACCAAAAGGGGAAGGGAAAUAUCGAAUGGCUCAGGAUCUUCGUCGGGUCAACAGUUCAACAGUCACAAUUUAUCCCACGUUGCCAAAUCCUUAUGUGUUACUUGGGUUAAUUCCACCAGAAGCUAAAUGGUUUUCAGUUAUUGAUUUAAAAGAUGCCUUCUUCUCUAUACCCAUUCAUAAAAAAAGCCAGCACUUGUUUGCCUUUGAAUGGGAAAAUCCGACAACAGGAAGGAAACAGCAGUAUACUUGGACACGCCUUCCACAGGGAUAUAAAAAUUCUCCAACGCAUUUUAGCGCGGCGUUAGCUACGGACUUGGAAAUUCUAGAUUUACCCCCUCCUGAUGUUGUGUUACAAUAUGUGGAUGAUCUUUUGGUGACAGGGCAAACAGAAGAGGAUUGUCAUGCCAAUACAGCAGCCCUGUUACUUCUGUUACAAGAAAAAGGCUAUAAAGCUUCUAGGGCCAAAGCACAAUUGGUCCAAUUGAAUGUUAGGUAUUUGGGAUAUGAUAUCCAGCAGGGGCAAAGAACUUUGGGACAUGAAAGGAAGGAAGCCAUUUGUCAAUUACCAGCCCCAAGAAAUAGGAAGGAAUUGAGAGGCUUUUUAGGAGCAGCAGGAUUUUGCCGCAUUUGGAUUCCUAACUUCGCGUUGUUAGCAAAGCCACUUUAUGAAGCUACAAAAGGGAAUGAAAAGGAACCUUUGCGGUGGGAAAAAGAGGAACAGAAAAGUUUUUUGAACUUAAAACAUGCUUUGACUCAAGCCCCGAGUCUGGGACUGCCUAAUUUAGACAAACCUUUUCAUUUAUUUGUGGACACUAAACAGAAUAUGGCUGUGGGGGUGUUAACUCAGAAGAUGGGAACGUGGUAUCGACCAGUUGCAUAUUUGUCAAAACAAUUGGAUCAGGUAGCAAAAGGGUGGCCCUCUUGUCUUAAGGCUGUAGCAGGCACGGCUUUACUUACUCAGGAAGCAAAUAAACUUACUUUUGGACAGCAGUUGAAUAUCUACACCCCCCAUGCUCUUCGGGCUGUUCUGGAUCAGAAGGGCCAUUUGUGGCUUACCAAUCCACGUAUGUUGAAGUAUCAGGGGCUUAUUACACAUAACCCCCUCAUCAAACUUGUUCAGUCAUAUGCUUUGAAUCCUGCCACUCUGUUGCCUGAACCAGACUCUGAGAUCUCUCAUGAUUGUUUGCAAACUAUUGAGGAAACCUAUGCUAGUCGCCCAGAUUUGAAAGAUGAACCCUUUUCCGACCCGGAUGCAACCCUUUUUACCGAUGGAACCAGUUUUAUCCAUGAAGGUGUAAGGAAAGCAGCUUAUGCCAUAGUUACUCUUGAUGAUGUAUGGGAAGCCAAGCCCUUACCUGCAGGAACUAGUGCCCAGUUGGCAGAAUUACAUGCACUCACUAGGGCAUUGGAAUUAGCAAAAGGUCUACGUGUCAACAUUUACACAGACUCCAAAUAUGCCUUUCUUACAGUUCAAGUGCAUGGAGCUUUGUAUAAAGAAAGAGGUCUUAUUACAGCAGGAGGAAAGGACAUUAAAUAUGGACCCCAAAUUUUGCGUCUAUUGGACAGUGUGUGGGCUCCCAAACAAGUUGCCAUUAUGCAUGUACGAGGUCAUCAGAAGGGGAUUUCAACAGCUGAAAGAGGAAACCACAAGGCUGAUCAGGUGGCAAGGGCAGCAGCUUUGGAUCCAUUCUCCCUGCAAGCUAACUGCCUUACUUUGUGGAUCCCGAACCAAGAGGAUGAACCCCCCUCAUAUAGCCACUCGGAAGUCCAGCAAGCUGAAGCUAUAGGGGCAGAACUAGUAAAUGGGUGGUGGACUCUGCCGGACAACCGGGUGUUUGUACCUCAGCAGACUCUGUCCAGCCUCUACACCCUGCCAAAAGGAGAAGACGAAGGAAGGACGCCACCUCGCCUGCUGAUUCACGGGACGCAAUCGCUCUACGGCCAGGUGGUGAAGACCCCUCUGCAGGUGUCGCUCCAGAUCGCCCGAGGGGCGCCGCCAGUGCAGAUAUGGGAGGUUCCCCCUGAUUAUGAGGACCCAUUUCCUGAAGGGGGGAAUGUGAUUAGUGGGAGUACCUCGCAGCCACCAUAUGUGAGGGAUGGGAAAAAGGGCACCCAACAAACACCAGAUGUCAGGGCCCUCACAGUGACGAAUGACUCCCCUGUAAAGAGACCAUACCCAGAACCCUAUCUGGAAAGGACAGGGACUCGGGGUAAGCGGACACCCCUUGAUUUUAGUUUGGACAUGAAAUAUGACAUAACGAAUGAUCAGCUUCCGAUCAUGGUGAGGAUAUAUUGUCAAAUCAUGGGUAAUGUGAGAAAUGUGUGGUUGCUGCAAUGGUGGUCAGAUGAAGAGAAUCUGUCAAGUAUGAAACCUCAGGUACUGAGCGAGACUCGGCACCUCGGCAUAAUACGUAAUUAUGAUGAGAAAUCUAGUUGCUUGAAGGUCUGGAUCACUCAUUCUAAUUACUCGGAAUCAUACCAGUGCCGAGCUGUGACACUUGAAAUGGCUGAAGAAGUAGCAAAAGCCUUAACUGUUAAGAAUUGCUUUGUUUGUGGAGGAACUAACAUGGGAGAAAAAUGGCCAUGGGAAGCCCUCGAAGCAACCCCAGAGGUAUAUAACAAUAUGACCCUCAAAGGCAACCUCACUCAACGAACACAGCAUACGGAUAACUAA
Messenger RNA from Thamnophis elegans (Western terrestrial garter snake), 3057 nucleotides. RefSeq lists its product as uncharacterized. The coding region runs from base 1 to 3057 and encodes 1018 amino acids. NCBI's taxonomy places the organism in Eukaryota, Metazoa, Chordata, Lepidosauria, Squamata, Natricidae. The record is from RefSeq and is a predicted model, not a curated record. The transcript is spliced from 6 exons. Gene Ontology annotation, molecular function: nucleic acid binding; RNA-DNA hybrid ribonuclease activity.